This is a messenger RNA of Prosopis cineraria, 1069 nucleotides long. Its product is annotated as ras-related protein RABH1b. The transcript is spliced from 6 exons. Bases 162 to 782 code for a protein of 206 amino acids. Gene Ontology annotation, molecular function: GTPase activity; GTP binding. The record is from RefSeq and is a predicted model, not a curated record. NCBI's taxonomy places the organism in Eukaryota, Viridiplantae, Streptophyta, Magnoliopsida, Fabales, Fabaceae.
UUUGUUUUGUUUUGUUUUACGCUGAGAUCAUUUGCAUUAGCAAAUCUCGCCGUUCUCCCUUACCGGGAUCAGACCAGACAAACGAUUCGGAAUUAGCGUUCUUGCUCGGCGAAUUCACAUCCCUGUGUAGUCACACUCCUAAUUUUCUAGAUAGCAGUAAAAUGGCGCCAGUGUCAGCUCUCGCGAAGUAUAAGCUGGUGUUCUUGGGAGAUCAAUCCGUGGGGAAAACCAGCAUCAUCACCCGCUUCAUGUAUGAUAAAUUUGAUACCACUUAUCAGGCUACAAUUGGUAUUGAUUUUCUAUCCAAAACUAUGUAUCUUGAAGAUCGAACUGUUCGGUUGCAGUUGUGGGAUACAGCAGGACAGGAGAGAUUUAGAAGCCUUAUUCCAAGCUACAUUAGGGACUCAUCUGUUGCUGUCAUCGUUUAUGAUGUUGCAAGUCGACAAACUUUCUUAAAUACAGUGAAGUGGAUUGAAGAGGUCCGAAGUGAGAGGGGCAGUGAUGUCAUCAUCGUUCUUGUUGGGAACAAAACUGACCUUGUUGAGAAGAGGCAAGUCUCCACAGAGGAAGGGGAAGCAAAAGCCCGUGAUCUUAAUGUCAUGUUCAUUGAAGCUAGUGCCAAAGCUGGCUUCAAUAUCAAGGCUCUCUUUCGGAAAAUUGCUGCUGCAUUACCUGGAAUGGAAACUUUAUCUUCCACAAAACAAGAAGAUUUGGUCGACGUGAACCUCAAGUCCUCUGGUGGAACCGAGUCUCAACCUCAGUCAGGUGGAUGUGCUUGCUGAAUGUGCAUCAUGUGGGAGUUUUGUAUCGUUUUGCUUCUUGCUUUUUUGUUUUGCGACGCCCUAAGAUCUGUAAAGGUUUUGAUUAUAGUCUCCUAGACUUGAACAGCAUUAUGUGGAAAAAGAAGUGUUCAGAAUACAAGUUGAGAGGUAGCAUCAAUGGAAAAAAUGGUAACGGUUGAGAUUGUUGGUUAGGUUGUUUUAAAUUAUUGUUUCAUAACAUUGUAAGAUUGGCCAGCUUGGUAUUUAGCUUCUCAUUCAUAUAUUUGGUAACCAUUAUCAUUCCCAUA